Molecule: messenger RNA, 1529 nt
Organism: Lotus japonicus
Lineage: Eukaryota; Viridiplantae; Streptophyta; Magnoliopsida; Fabales; Fabaceae
Product: probable magnesium transporter NIPA1
Exons: 9
Coding region: 328-1305 (325 amino acids)
Biological process (GO): magnesium ion transport
Cellular component (GO): membrane
Molecular function (GO): magnesium ion transmembrane transporter activity
Source: RefSeq, a predicted model, not a curated record
GUUGUCAUUUUUCCCCUGGGACGACGCAUAGGUAACGAGUUUACCGUUGCCUCUUGCGUCUCAAUUCUCUCCCUCUUUGGAGAGAACGCCCCCAACAUAACAACCUCAAAUUUCAUGCUCUAAGAACCCUAACUGUUGUACCUUCUUUUUUAUGAUCCCAUGAAAAUGAAAAUGGGGUUUUAGCAACAAUACUUGUUUGCAGGGUGCCAAGAAUAAGGUAAAGGGGCGUUGGAUUUCUUAACAUCUUGGCCCUGCAAGCUUGAUUAUUUCAGUUCCUAGCCUAUUGGGUAUCAACUUUUUUUUUCCUUCUUAUGUUCGAGAUACAUCAUGGGGAUAUCCAAUGACAAUGUAAUUGGCCUUGUGUUGGCUCUGUCAUCCAGCAUUUUCAUUGGGUCUAGCUUCAUAAUUAAGAAAAUGGGUCUUAAAAAUGCUGCAAAUAAUGGGACAAGAGCAGCCACGGGAGGGCAUUCGUAUCUGUUGGAACCGUGGUGGUGGGGUGGAAUGAUUUCAAUGAUUGUUGGAGAAAUAGCCAAUUUUGCGGCUUAUGCAUUUGCACCUGCAAUCCUUGUUACUCCUUUGGGAGCUUUGAGUGUGAUUUUCAGUGCAGUGCUAGCUCACUUCAUAUUGGAAGAGAAAUUGCACAUAUUUGGCGUGCUUGGAUGUGCUCUCUGUAUGGUGGGAUCCACAACUAUUGUUCUGCAUGCACCACAAGAGAAAGACAUUCACUCUGUAAAGGAAGUGUGGCAGCUUGCUACAGAACCAGGAUUUAUUGUAUACACUUGCAUUGUGGUGAUACUGGUUUCUGUCCUUAUUUUUCGUUAUUCGCAUAGCCAUGGGCAGAGCCAUAUGAUCGUAUAUAUUGGAAUAUGUUCACUCACGGGCUCACUCACGGUUAUGAGUGUCAAAGCAGUGGGAAUAGCUUUGAAGCUUACAUUUGAAGGGAUGAAUCAAUUUAUUUACUUUGAGACUUGGUUCUUUACGAUGAUCGUGAUAGGAUUUUGCCUUAUGCAAAUUAACUAUUUGAACAAGGCUCUGGACAUCUUUAAUACUGCUGUCAUAUCACCAGUUUACUAUGUAAUGUUUACAUCAUUCACCAUCAUUGCCAGCAUGAUCAUGUUUAAGGAAUGGGACACACAAAACGCAUCGCAGAUUGCUACUGAAUUGUGUGGGUUUGUCACAAUUUUAUCUGGGACAUUCCUCCUUCACAGAACUAAGGAUAUGGGAAAUAAACCCAUCGAAGACCCUGUUUCUUCAAGCCCCCACCAUCUUAGUAAUGCUCAGACACCUGUUAACCAUGAGCUUUGAAUCUUAUCUCAACAUAAUUUCACUCUCAACUAUGUUCCCCUCCCAACCUAUACAGCUUAGGUACUGCUUAACUUUAACAAGCUUGUACAUUGAAAAAAAAAGGAAGAAAGUGAGAAAUAUGAUGUAAAUGUGAAGGAUCAAAGGAAGUAUAUCUGAUAACGUUAGGGACAUAUGAUGCUGUACUUGUUUAUUAGAUGAAAAGUCUCUUUCUUUUCAUUUCCCCA